Molecule: messenger RNA, 3516 nt
Organism: Aspergillus mulundensis
Lineage: Eukaryota; Fungi; Ascomycota; Eurotiomycetes; Eurotiales; Aspergillaceae
Exons: 11
Coding region: 1-3516 (1171 amino acids)
Biological process (GO): metal ion transport; transmembrane transport
Cellular component (GO): membrane
Molecular function (GO): metal ion transmembrane transporter activity
Source: RefSeq, a predicted model, not a curated record
AUGGCGAGCGACACCGUCACGAACGUGGACAUUGUCGCUAUCCCUGCUAUAGGUGCAGAUCCGGAAAGAGCGUGGGCUACAGAUGGCAUCGAAUCGCCUUGGUUGACAACAGAACUACCCGGAUUCAUCCCAAAUGCGCGUGUGUUGCUCAUCGACCAUGGAGAAUUAGACGGGGAAGACACGCUUGAAUCUCUGGCGACUAGGCUGCUGAAUCAACUGCAGGAAGCAAGGAAGUCGUCGAAUCACAGGCGACCCAUCUUCUUCCUAUGCCACAGCACUGGGGGACUUGUAGCCACAACAGCGCUCGUCCAAGCCAGCCGAUCACGCUCGCCUCUGGACUCCGUAUUCUCCUGCUGUUAUGGGAUUGCAUUCUUCGGUACUCCUCACUAUGGCUCGAGUUACCUUUCAGCGCCCGAGUUUGGUCGGCCCAUCCAUCAUCUACUACGCCUCAAAUAUGCAAUACCGGUCGGAUUGUGCGACAUCUUUAGGCCGCGACAUGAACAGUUGAAGCGCCUUGGUAGCCAGUUUAGGAGCAUUUCUGCGGAUAUGAAAAUAUGGACGUUUCUGGAGACAGUCGACUCUGUCUUCACGAUAACCGAUACCGAGACUGGAAGCACGAUCGACAUGCACGUUCCUAUCACAUCCAUCCGAUCCGGACUAUUAGGCUUCGAGCAUGAGAGCGAACUGCCUCUGGCCACUGACCAUGCCGGUACAUCGUCGUUCAAAGGCCAGGAGACCACUGCGAGGAUGGACUUCAUCAGGAGCCUCCAGUCAAGCAUAGCCACGGCGCUUGAAUUAUCUAUAAUGUCUGAUGUGCCGCUCCAAGUGGAGCAAGAGGUCAUGGUCCAUGUAAAUGGAUUCUACGAAGACACGGCAAGAGGCGUCAGCCGGGACUCCCCUUUACAAUUAUGGUCUACGAAAGUGCCACUCGAGCAAUUCCUGGACUCCGGGCCCACAAAGUGUCUAGAAGAGCGGCUCAAACACUCAAGCAGACUAUCGUCUGGGACAUUAGAUUCCGAUACAAGUGACUUUGGCAGCAGACCGACAAGCGCACAUGCCGACUCGUCGCGUAUCGACGCUCGUCUACGGGAGCCCGACAUCAUCCCCCUUGAGGUCGUUCCAUCGAGGCCUUCAGUCAAGAGAAGUAGAAGUUUUCUCGCUGAACACCCUUCUCAGCAGGCUUCGCCCCGACUCCACGUCACUGAGCCAGCCCCGGAAGGAUAUUUUGAUAUCCAGUCCGAGGGCUCAGCGUCCCAAAGACGCGUUUCUCAUGACGAGUUUGACGAUGAAGAUGCGGGCGAAGACGAAACUGAGACGGCAGAUGAUCUAGGCACGAUUACCCCUGGCCAAAGGAAUCUUUUGACGAGUCUCUCUUCCAAAUAUCGAGAGUUCCUGAACGUUCCUUUUAGAGAACGUACACCGGAGGAACGACCUCGAUUGGCCCCUAGGUUUGAUAGACCCGAGCCAGGGACAGAGAGAAUGAUCUGGGUCCACGUCCCAUACACCCAUACUGAUUGGGUGCCACAUGUCCUGUCAAAGGUAUGCAAGGGCAAAACGAAGCAAAACCUAUUCAGGAAGCUUGUGAACAAUGAUAACUGGUUCUCGAAUCUCAUAACGGCUCGUCAUUUGGAACCACAUGCACGCUAUGUACGCCCGGCGUGUAUUCAUUUCAAGAUGGACUCCCCACCCAUCAAGGCCUCGGAGCCUCAUGGUCCUCAACUAGCGCUCUAUCUACCAUACCUCCACUGGGACACAUACUGGAACCUCCUACAGCGUCGAAAAGUAAUUGAAGAACGACUACGACAGGGAAGAUCCCGCCCAGUCCCAGAUGACAUAUCCCGAUCUAGCCUAGAAUCGAAGCUGAUAUGGAAAUACGUGGGAAACGAACCGCCGAUCCACAUCCGCCGAACAUUAGACCAGUUCGGAUAUCCAAAUCUGCGUUCCACCGUGGCACGAGAUGACGACCAGAUGCUCUGGAAGCGGACGAGGAAAGUCAUUAACCUCAACGAUGAGCUCAGCAAUUCGAUCCCAUUAAGCGAGGGACUCGAUCCUCAAAGCCCCGUGUUUGUGGACGGCAAAGUGCUUAUGGUCGACCAGCUCUGGCUCUGGGUCGUGGAUCAGAACACGGUCGUGACGUUCUUCCCCAAGCAGGAGCCUACGACCGUUGGAGGAAAAUUUUACGAACAGACGAAUCUGUUCAACAGUAUCUAUAACGAACUCAACGGCGAUCUUGCAAGUCGUUUCGAAACGGCCGGUGACCUCGCCGCCCUGAUUGUACAGCAUGCCGUCACCGUCCUUCUUAGUAGCACUUUGCAUAGUGAUCUCCAGAUCUUGCGUAUAUUCGAAGAGUCAAUCAGUAUCCUGACGGAACUGACAACCAAAUCGUUCAAACAAUUUCGCAACCGGGGCUUCGUUACUAGGCCAGCAGAAUAUAAUAAAACACCUGAUGGACGCAUUAUGACCGCGGACGAACGUGAGGAACGAGACCGUGAAUUAGCACUCCAGAACCGCAGCGAUCUUUCUUCAUUGUUGGAGUUGAGGGACAUAGUGGAUGAGCUGGGGACAAUCAUGAAACUGCUCGAACAGCAAACCACCACCAUCAACGAUAUGGCUAAGUACUUCGAACAGAGGGGAUAUGGCAAGAGCUUCACCGCCGGCUCCCUGAAGAAAUUAGAUGAAUAUCAUACUCAUAUCUCGGAGAUGAGGGAGAAUGCUAUUGCAGCUCAGAAAGCCGUGGAAAACCUGCUCGAUGUGAAGCAGAAACAAGCCAACGUGGACGAGGCAAAGCUAGCCAGAUGGGAGGCAGAAGUGACGGCGAGUCAAUCGCGCGCCGUCAUGGUCUUCACGAUCUUCACAGUCAUCUUCCUCCCCCUCUCCUUCUUUACCUCCCUCUUCGGCAUCAACGCCCGAGAAUGGAGCGGCGAGCCCACGAACCUCACCUUACGAACUAUGCUCACCAUAUCCGGCCCAACCUCCAUAGCCGUUAUCGUCUCCGCCCUCCUCAUAGCCUUCAGCGAGCGCCUCCGGGACACGCUCCUAAAAUUCCAAAAGAUCCUAUUCGGCCUCUGCAAAGAUCUAAUUUAUCUUCCGCUUGCCGCAAUCUUCCACCACGGUAACGGUUACAAAGCGUCGCGGAACUCGAAGACCUCGCUCGCCUCGACGACGAAGACGAGCAAGACUUCGCGCAUGGGUGAUCGGGUUAGCCGGUACCUUGCCUCCUGGCGGUAUCGCGGGGACCUGGGAGAGGACUUUUGGAGGCGGGAUGAUGAGACUGAGAAGGAGAAGGGCGGGUAUAGUACUAGUGGUGCGACUACUGCUAGUAACUUGACUGGAGUGGUUGGGAGGAGGACGGAUGGAGCGGGUAUGACGUUGCCGUCUGUGCUUGUUUCUGAGGCUAGUGGUGGUGGGCAUUGGCAUGCUGCUAACGGGAAUUGGAAUGGGAAUGGACAUGGGGUGCAUAUGGACAGGAUGAGGGGUGGGUUGGAGGGGAUGGUGAGGGAGAGGGAUAUUGCGUAG